UAUUUAAGAAAACAUUAAACAGUCUACAAGUUGCAGCAUCCUGUUCGUGCGAACUUGGGACCUUCGGGCGUUGAAUAAUUAUUGUGCCUUUUAGUUAGUCGCUACAGAAAGAACAAUUAUUCUUAUUAUAGUAAAGUUUUAAACUAAAGUUUUAUAAACUCUAACCGAAUUUUUCAAAUCUUUCAAAAUGUUUUGUGCUACCACUUUGCUACUGCUUGUCGGCUUGAACGUGGGAUUAUCCUACGGGAUGGAGUGUUCGUUCGGAGAGAAGAACAUCCUACAGAAAAUAAUUGACUCGUGUCCAGGAAUUAUUGAUUCUGCAGACAAAUCGUACUGUUGUUACAACAUCGAAACUAACAAGGCCUAUUGUUGCAAUGCCUACGAGUUCGCAAUGUUAUCUUCGACAGUCAUGACGGUGAUAGUGGUGGUCGUAAUAGUGAUAUCAGUAGUGAUCUUCUGCGUAUCGUGCCUGUGCUGCAUUUGCUGCCGGCCGUAUCGCAGACUUCGUAAUCAGGGAAUAGUAUACGAACGACCAUCCACGGCCUGAUUCCAUAUCAUCGCCUCUUCCACUCUUCCGACACUGUUUUAUACAUGAUACUUCCCGUGAUUAUACCUUAAGAUACAAUAAUUUUUUAAAAAACUGUUAGUUGAUAUUCUGCUCUCUAUGUGCGUAUUUGCAUGAAUGUUUAAUGCCUCCAGUAAUAUUAUUAUAUAAUACUAUUAUCAUUACUACCAUUAUUAUCAUUACUAUCAUUAUUAUCAUUAUUAUAUACGAAUGUAUACAUAUGUAAGUAGUAUACACAGGAACACAACAUUUAUUGUGAUGACGAAUGUUACUCCAAUGUUACUAUUUUAUGUUAUAUUAUCUAAGAAUGAUUAUGUUCCUACAAUUUUUAACUCUAAAUCGAUGACAGAGCAAUAUUGAAACUGAUGAUGUUCAGUAAAGUGAACUUAUAUAUUGAUAAGGGACGAUAAACAUUCCAUAAGAAAAGUUUUAUACAGACGAGAGUUAUUUAUAUAAAAGCAAAUGAUCAUUUUUUUUAAGAUGUUGCAAACACAUAAUGUUGUGUAAGUAUAAAUAUAAGAUUUAUAUUAAAAAAUUGAGUUUAGGAUACACAUAAGCGCUUCACUGUACCGUUUACGUAAUAAAUAAAUUUUUGGUG
Messenger RNA from Nomia melanderi (Alkali bee), 1163 nucleotides. Lineage: Eukaryota; Metazoa; Arthropoda; Insecta; Hymenoptera; Halictidae. The record is from RefSeq and is a predicted model, not a curated record.